UUGGCCGUUCGCCCGUCGCUUGGCUUGGCGGCUUGUCUCUGAGAAGAGUUUCAGAAGGUUCGCAAAGGACCAGCUGAUCGCUUGUGGAAAAAAAAAAUAGUUUUCCCUAGCUUCAUGUGCUUUAUCAUUUAAAUCUAAGAUCUCACCUUCGACCCCGGAAUAUCUAAGAAGAGCCUCCUUAUCGCCGGAGGACAUGGCAGACGACAUUGAUGCCAUAUUUACUCAAAUAGGCUUCGGCAACUGGCAACUGAUCGCCAUCACUGCAGCCAUUUUAGGUCCAGCUGCCCUGGCACCAGCUCUUAUUGGCUCUACCUUGACGAAUGCUCAGGUUCCGUACAGAUGUCGGGAGGCAGGGACACUAAAUAUCACAGAGGGUUUCGACAAUGGCUGCAGCAGGAGUAGUGAGCUUGUCAGUGAUGUGCAAAUUGCCUACAACACAACUCAGUGGACUCCAACUAUUCAGGAGACUUUCAAUAAUGUUUCAAAUACCUCAUGUUCCUCCUGGGAAUACGACACUUCCGUUUUCACUUCAACCAUUACUAUGGAGUGGGGAUUCAUCUGUGAGGACGCUUGGCUCUCCUCGCUCUACCAGAUGGUCAUCAGCGCGGGAUGUAUGAUGGGGGAUGUUGUUGGAGGUGCCGUUGGGGACAGAUUAGGUCGAAGAGCGACUUUACGAUAUGGGUCCCUUGUGGUAGUAGCAGCUGUUUUAGGCAUAGGGCUGCUCCCAAUUUAUUCGUUAGUGCUUGUCUGCAGGCUUGUCUUAGGCCUUACACUCUCAAGCAUCAUCUAUCCCACCUAUAACUUAGUGAUGGAGACAACACCUACCUCACAACGCACAAUCGUAGGGAUGAUUCUGUGUGCUCCCUACAGCGUCAGUGUCAUGGUCUUCGCUGGUCUUGGCUACUUCUUGAGGGAUUGGAGGACUCUCCACUUGACAUCGUCCAUAUUUGCCUUUUUGCUGCUCCCUGUAAGCUGGGUUGUAGACGAGUCUCCGAGAUGGCUUGCCCAGAAGGGUUACUUGGAGGAGGCGAAGAGAGUGUUGAAGAAAGCUGCGGCAUACAAUGGCUCUACCCUUCCACCACCAGAGGAGCUGGAUAAAAUCAUACAGAAGUUAGCCGCUGCAGAUUCUGAGCAAAUGUGUACCGAAUCGAAAAAUUCAUCUCUAGGAGGUCUAAAGCUGAUCUUCAGCAACAGGCCUAUGGCAACCAUAGUCAUAAUCACUCCACUGACCUGGUUUCUAAUGGCAAUUGUCUACCUGGGAAUUCCUCUAAACGUUAACAACUUUGGUGGUAAUCCAUUCAUUUACAUGGCCUUGACUGGAGUGAUGGAAUUAGCCCCAACAAUUGUGGGAGUGGUGUUUUCUAAGAGGUUCAGCAGGGUUCCUGCUAUGUCAAUUUCUUUCUUUGGUGCUGGACUCUGCUGUCUGGUGGUUACUGCGGUGACAGAAGAAUUGUGGUGGCUCAGCUGGAUUCUUGUCAUGGUAGCUAUGGAAAUGAUCAGCACAAACUACAUGAUGAGCUAUGUUUGGGCUGCAGAGUUAUACCCAACAGUCAUUAGGUCUAGGGGUUCGUGCAGCUGUUCUCUAGGGGGUCAUUUUGGGUUUGUCAUUGCCCCAUUCAUUACCGACUUUUUGGCGAAGCGGUCGUGGUGGCUUCCCAACGUAAUUCUCGGCUUGUGCGGUGUGGUAGCAGGAGCGUUAGUGUUUCUUCUACCAGAAACAAAAGACCUGAACUUAUGUGAGACAGUGCAAGACGUCGAGGAAAGGUGGAAGGCAAGCAAACGCAAGCAGUCCCAUGACCGGUAUAACCUAGAAGUUCCUUCUAACGUGAGGUCAAACGAUGACUCCUCGGAAACAAGAGGCAUUGGUGGAAACUACAAGUAUCAGGAAGUACCUCCAGUAGAAUAUGAAGCAGAUGACAGAAUUUAGUAUGUCUGACGAAAGAAAUUACUGCAAAUGCAUAGUGCAAGAGAACAUUGCUGUUUGAGAUAACUGAUUGUAUUAGGGAGAGGAUCACUGAUCGAAUUUGAAGGCACUUAUCCCGUUGAAAAGUUGAAUGUUGAAAAUUGUGUAAGAAAUUAUUUGAAAGGACCAGAUUUAUGAUAUAUAACAAAUAUAUCAAGAGACUUAUUCCGUUUCCAUGAUGUUGGAGAGGGGUCUGAAGACUCAAAUAAUAGAGUAUAUACUGCCUAUAUAUCAUACUGUAAUAUUGUACGUAAAUUUUUCGUCUCUUGAUGAGACGACAUUUUUUCAGAUUUUUUAUGUUAAUCUCUGUUGUAUAAAAUACGAAAGUGUUAAA
Molecule: messenger RNA, 2297 nt
Organism: Macrobrachium nipponense
Lineage: Eukaryota; Metazoa; Arthropoda; Malacostraca; Decapoda; Palaemonidae
Product: organic cation transporter protein-like
Exons: 14
Coding region: 194-1927 (577 amino acids)
Biological process (GO): transmembrane transport
Cellular component (GO): membrane
Molecular function (GO): transmembrane transporter activity
Source: RefSeq, a predicted model, not a curated record